AUGGGGGAUAAGAUACCCGUCUCGGCUCAGGACAGCACGGCCCAGCUGCUGACCCCGCUUGACCUCGGGUCGCGGCCGAAUGGCGAGGUGGAGGUCCGCGCGGCCGCUCGCCAUCACAGGCGACGCCGCUGGUGGCACCGACGCAGCGUGCUGGAGAAGUUCCUGCUGCUGCUGGUGCUCCUGCUGCUGCUAGGAUGCACCGCCCUGCUCCUGAACCUCGUACUAGUGCUGUACCGGGGUCAGCCGGACGCGGCGGCGGCGCCGGAGACCCGCUGCCUCACCCCCACCUGUCUGCGGGUGGCCUCGCGCGUGCUGGACCGCAUGGACCCGACAGCGGAGCCCUGCCAGGACUUCUUCCAGUACGCGUGCGGCCGCUACCUCAGCUCGCACGUGGUGCCCAGCGACGCCUUCUACAGCUCCAAUAUCCAGCACAUGCAGGAGCGCAUGCUGGUCGACAUCAAAAAACUAAUCGAAGACAACGAUGUAGCACCAGACAUCCCUGCUGUGAAGAAAGUGGAAAAACUAUACUAUUCAUGCGUCAACAUGAGCAGUGACCCGAGCACGGACGUGCAGCAGAGCCGGGAGGUGGCGGCCGCGGUGCUGGCCGAGCUGGGCGGCUGGCCACUGCUGGAGCCCGGCUGGGUCGUGCAGCGCUUUAACCUGACUGCGCUCAUCACGCGUUUGCACAGCUAUAAAGUCAACAGCGUACUUGAGCUGUUCGUGUCCUCCGACUCCCGCGAUACGUCCACCUACAUCAUACAGCUGUUCAAGGGCUCGCCGCUGAUCGAGGCGGGAUACCUGCUGAACCAGACGGAUCAGCACGCGCGCCGCCAGCUGGCAGCCUACCGCGCCGCCGGCUGA
This is a messenger RNA of Pollicipes pollicipes, 861 nucleotides long. Its product is annotated as endothelin-converting enzyme 1. Gene Ontology annotation, cellular component: plasma membrane. Gene Ontology annotation, molecular function: metalloendopeptidase activity. The transcript has 7 exons. The record is from RefSeq and is a predicted model, not a curated record. Lineage: Eukaryota; Metazoa; Arthropoda; Thecostraca; Pollicipedomorpha; Pollicipedidae. The coding region runs from base 1 to 861 and encodes 286 amino acids. Gene Ontology annotation, biological process: protein processing.